AUGGGUGACAUCUCGCUUUUGCACAAUGAAGGAUCUUCCACCUCCACUCCUCAAAUCAUUACUAUUCAAAGUCACAACUCCCUGCUCCUUGUCGGCAUCACCUUGACUGAGACCAAUUAUGCCUUAUGGUCUCAAGUCAUGGAGAUGCGCAUUACUGCCUCGGAAAAAGUGGGUUACCUAACUGGUGACACUUCCAAAUCUCCUAAGCUCUCGUCCACCUCCAACAAAUGGUGUACCGAGAACUUUCGGGUCAAGAGGUGGUUAAUCGACUCCAAAGUCUUUUCAUCCAGUUAA
Molecule: messenger RNA, 294 nt
Organism: Prunus armeniaca (apricot)
Lineage: Eukaryota; Viridiplantae; Streptophyta; Magnoliopsida; Rosales; Rosaceae
Source: the annotation of a GenBank genome assembly